Messenger RNA from Maudiozyma barnettii, 7827 nucleotides. RefSeq names its product Fmp27p (gene FMP27). The record is from RefSeq and is a predicted model, not a curated record. Bases 1 to 7827 code for a protein of 2608 amino acids. NCBI's taxonomy places the organism in Eukaryota, Fungi, Ascomycota, Saccharomycetes, Saccharomycetales, Saccharomycetaceae. The transcript has a single exon.
AUGACAUUAUUAUCGAUAUUAUGUACAAUCCUUUCUAUAUCGGUAUCAUUUAGAUUGAUAUUAUAUUUUGCAUUUGGUUUAUAUAUAGGGUUUUUCAAUCCUGUACGAGGAGAAUUUAUUAGAGUAUCUUAUAAAGAUAAAUUUAAAAUUAAAGGUUUACAGAUUUACCCUUAUAGAAAGAAGAUAGUAGUAAAUAAUUUGAAAAUAUUUCAAACUGGAAAGAGGGAGAAUUAUCAUGAUAUUAAAUCGCAGAAGAUCAACGAUGAGAAUAAAAAAAAGAAAAUUCCAACCUGGUUAGAGACAAGAUUCCAAUUAUUAUCCAAAUGUUUAAAUAAUUUUAAUGUUAUAUUUGUUAGAAUCGAAAUACCUGAUCAAGAAAUAGUUGUUAAUGAGCUUGUGUUAGAGUCAGAACUAUGUUCAAAGACUAAAGAGAUUGGAAUCAAGACAUUCAUUAGAGAUAUAAGUUGGCAUAAAAUAAGUAUGAAUAAAGAAUCACUCUAUAACGUAUCCGCAGUUUUGAAUUUUGAUAAACUAUACAAUAGACAAUUCCCAUUAGAUAAUAUAGAUGUGGAUUUAAAAGUUGGUAAAUUGAUUUUACCAAUGGAAACAUUAUACAAAUAUAAUAUUGUUUCUACAUCUUCUAAACUCAUAUCAUCAAAGAAAGAUACUACAGAUGAGUCCCUGGAAAAUGUUUAUGAGAUAAUAACGAAGGUCAUGCAAAAGAUGAAUACUAUUAGUGAGAUAAGUGAAAUUAUUAGUCAUAUCAAUGUUACAGUAGAUGAAUUCUACGUGAAAAACUAUGCGAUUACUUCCCAUUAUAAAUUGGUUGAAAUGAAUAAAUAUUUGAAUUAUAAUCUAUUUGUAUCAAAUUUCACAUUGGAUUUAACAAGAUUUACUAAAGAAAUGCCAGGUUACAAAUUAUAUUUUAGAGAAGAUGAUACUCCAUUCAAAUAUACCACAGCUUUAUCUAGGUUAAAUAUUUGUGUGAAUAUGAUGAAAAAAAAUAAAGCCCCAGAAAUAAUUAAAAUAUUCGAAUUACCCAGUCUUGCACUAUAUGGUGAAUCAAAUUUACUAUCCCAAAAAUUCAAGUUUAACCAAGGUGAAACAUUAGAAAACGCCACAUUCAAUGUUAAAGGUAAUAUUUCUUCCCCAACUAUUGAUAUUGACAUUAAUAAUAUUUCUUUUAUCAAUUCUUUCAUGAAAAAUAUUAAAGUGUUUACGCAAUCAUUCUCGGAUCCAGUAGAGGUUACAUGUACUGGUAAAUCGAAAUUUACUAGAAAGAGGGAAAUGUUCACAACUUUUUUCAGAAGUUUUUUACCUUUGUUCAAUGUAAAACUUACAUUAGAAGAUACAAAAGUGGCUAUUACAGAUGAAGAUGAUUUGAUUCUUUUAAGAAUAUCAGCAUUAAUUUUGAAUUUCAAAUCGACAAGAAAUUUGGUAUCAACUGUCGAAAAGACAGACAAAAUUUAUUUUUCUACUGUGAAAUCUUUGGAAUUAUUAGAUUUAUCAGUAAGACAUAAAAUUAAGAAUUGUAAUUAUAAUUGUCAGAUAUUUGGAAUGGAUGCAAUAACCUUACAAGAAGAAGUGAAAAUGGAACCAACAGAUUUACUUUCAGUAAUAGGUAACCUAGAAACUUUCCAAGUCGAUUUAUCAGAACUACCAAGUAUGGUUAUGUUAAGCAAGUUGAUAAGACAUAUUGAUUGUCAGAUCGUCUCUGUGGAAGAACAAUAUUUUAAACCUUUAUAUGAAAAAUUCGCAAGCAUGAUUGAAAAUAGCGAAAAUAAAUGUUCUAUAAUUGGUAGUAAUCAUGAGAAUUUCAAAAUAAAUCCUAAAGAUUUUAUGUUUGUACCACUACCCGAUUAUUUUGAUUAUAUUAAAAUUGAUAUUAGAAACUUCAAGAUGGCACUGGGUUCCAGGUCUGUUUUUAUGCCUCCUGAUGUCUUUUCAUCAACAGAACCUCAGAGUUCCCAUGAUUUGGUUGACGGUAAAUUAAGGAAAUUACUUAUUCACAUGGAUAAAUUACAAAUUGCUUUGUGUGGUUCCCAAACUCAAUGGAAAAAUAGGGUUGAAGCGGGCCGUGUUACUAUGGUUCAAUCGGGAGACUCUUCAGAAUAUAAAAGUUAUGGGAGAGAUAGUCUUGAUGAUGUAUCGACUAGUUCAUCGACCGAUGUAGGGUAUCCUUGGAACUUAAAUGUCCUUAUCAAUUCAAUUGUAACUACAGUCAUCGGUGAAUCCCCAGGUGAAAGUAAUGAAUUGACUAAAAGAACAGUCUCUAAACUUUCGAUAUUUUCGAUGAAAGUAUAUCCUGAGACAGAAGGAUUUGCUAUGUCUGAUGAGCCACAAAUCGUUGUCAAUAUAACCAACAAAAAACUUAAUACUUUGUUUUGUUUGAAUACUGUUUUCGUAGCAAUUUCGGGUGUUCAUACACUUCAUCAGAUUUUUAGUAAACGUGAAAUUUCUAAUAAUCGUGAAUCAUGGGCAAAGAAAUAUCUAUUGGCAAUUGCGAAAUCUAAACAAAAAUCUAAACUACAAUGUAUUGAUUGGACGCAUUUAAAAAAUAUGGUAAAAAUAAGUCUAGCAAUCGAUGAAUUCCAUCAACUAACAUAUAUGCCAAAUGGUUUGAGAACAAAGUUCGAAGCGGUUAAUCUUUUCACAAGUUUCGAAAAUAUGAAUCAAAUCAAUCAAUCAGGGGAAUAUUUUAGAAUGUGUAUUCAAUCACCUACUGAACCAUCCUUAUGGGAACGGUUUGUUGUUAUUAAUAGGUUUAAAAUAUCUACUAAUAUUCGUGAGGUAAAAGAGCAAAUGAAAUCAAACUUCCAACAGGUAAAGGAUAGUGUGCCAGGCUUGAUUUUGGAAAAUGAAUCGUGGCAUUUUACUGUACCUCAUAACUUUGCAAUUUACAAAUUAAUCGAUAAUUUCUCAACUAUCUUCAAAUCCAUUAAACAAAUGAUGUACUCAUUUAAAACCUCAAAGAAUGACAUUGUUAUAUUCCCUCAUGCUGUUAAAAUUCCGUCACUCCCACUCGUAAAUAUAAGAUCAAAGAGGUAUAUAUUGAGUAUUGCGGACGAUCCAUUUGAGGCUAAGAUGAAUCUUGUCUUUCAAAUUGGUUUAGAAGAACAGAAAUCGAGAAUUGCGAAAUGGAAUCAAUUCAAUACGGACAUGAAAGACAUAGUUUUGAAAUCGGGUUCUCUAGAUUCCAAUGAAACUGUAUCUGAACUGAUAAAUAAAAGAAAAAUUAUAACUCAACUGGAGUUAGCAAAAUCUGGUGUAUCAGAUAUUCAAUUUGGAAAUGAGAAUAGCUUCAAUUGGAAUAUUCUGAAAUCAAUACCAGAUACUGUAGAAAGAGCAUACGAUAGAUUACAAAAGAAUAUUUCCACAUCCUGGAUAAGGAGAAUACAAGUUCACAAAUGCAAAGAAAGAGAAGAAUUCUCCAAAAACUUCUCAUUUUUAUGGGGUAAUAUAGAUUUUUCAAAAUUGCCCUCUUCGUUAGGUAAGAACGUUAAAGAUUUCACAAAAUAUCCAUUUCUAAGUAACCUCAUUAUGGAAAAUGUGGAUGUAACCCUAUUUAGGCCUGAUAUUGGCAUUGAAAAUGUACCUAAAUUUGUGCACACAGUAGGUAAGAAUGUACCAGAGGAUACUAAAUAUUCCAUUAUGAUUCCUAUGCAUAUUGACGCACGAUUCAGUGAAAUCAGAUGGCAUUUAAGAGAUUAUCCAUUGCCAUUCAUUUAUGUCCCACCGAUAUACGCAUCGCAAAGUAAAGAGUCACGUGCACUUCGAAUACAUGGUGAUAUUGUUGUAGCAGAAGAUAUGAUUUUAUCUGACAAGGAAUUAAGGGCCAUUUUUGUGCCAUUAGUCCCUUCGAUCGCUGUUGAAAAUACUGAUAGGUAUUACUCUAUGAUAGUCCCAAGGACUGUCACUAGUAUAAAAUUCUACUCGGACUUGCAACUAGAUGUAAAUUCUAAGGAUACUACAACUGUGGCAUUUGGUGGUUCAUACCAACCUGCAAUUCAACAUAUGAUGCAAUGUAUUGAUAAUAUAUCGAAACCACCUAUGGACCCCUCAAGGAAAAUUGGGUUCUGGGAUAAAGUCAGAUAUUUAUUCCACGGUAAAGUUAAGAUUUCUUGGGUUAAUGACGGAAAUUUUGAAAUAUAUCUAAAGGCCUCUAAAAGUCCAUAUAAAUUGGGAGGAGAUUAUGCAGGUUAUGCUUUAGGAUUUGAUUCUGGUGUAACUUUAACAUGUAAUGAAGACAAUGACCCCAAGAAAUUUUUAUCAUGUUCUUCUGAUAAGUUGUAUUUUUUCAUGCCAAAUCUAUUUGCUAAACCUUUCCUGACAUGGUAUAAGUCAAGUGAUGAAACUUUCUUUUUUCCUAAUCAGGAGAAUUCUAAUCUUCAACAUUCAGCUUCAUUUUAUUAUUUCUUAAAUCUUGAGAAGGGAAAAAAUGACAGGACAGAUAUACAUAAUAUGCAAGAUUCGUUUAAAGAAAAGGUAGCAAUAAAGCUAACUGGUGGUGUCAAAUUUAAUUUAGGGAUGGCAUUUGAGAGAUAUAUGACUGAGGGGUCUAAUCAUAGGUCUGGUGAUUUUACAGAACAUUAUAAGAUCAGACUUUGUAACCCAAUUUAUAUUGAAGAUUUACACAGCCACGAUUCGUAUGCUGGCUUUAGAAGUGAUUUUGUCCAUAUGUCAUUCGAUUUAAGAUCAAAGAAUAAUGAGGCAUACAAUGCUAUGCAAUUAACUCCUAAUUCGAUGCACUCAUUCUUUAAGUGGUGGAAAACGUUUAGUGGUAAUUUUCCUGUUAGGCGUGGGCCGCUCUUUGGUAUUCAAAGUAUAAGUCCAAAAUUUAGCGAGCAUCUAUACACCAUUUCUUAUCUUGCAGAUAUUUCACCAUUCUUUAUUUCGCAUAUGUGUCAUAAUAUUGAUUAUGAUAAGGAUAUCAAAAAGAGUUUCUUAAAGGUUGUCCAGUAUGCUGGUAUUAAGGGUAAGACAGAUAAUUUCCUCCUUGAUCUGCAUCAACGUAAAGAAGUUCUUACAGAAUAUAACGAAAAAUUAGAUAUUAGAAAGAAAGUUAAAAAGAUGAAGUUUCAUAUAGGUGAUAUUAGAUUACAUGGUAUUGAUAUUCGUACAGUGAAUGCAACUCUCAAUAGACUUGAGUAUGUCGAGCAAAAGGAUGAUGGUGUGUAUAACAUUUUUGAUAAUGACAUGACUUGGUUUGAUCAAUCAGAUUACAGAGAAGCAUAUUUUGUCAAUCCAUUCAAAUAUAUCCCCACUGUUGAUGUGACAGCCUUAUUAUAUGCACCAGUUUUUGUUUACGAAAAACGUGCGGCUUAUGGUGAUAAAUACCAGAUUGAUCCAGACACUUUACAACCAAUAGAGCCUAUCUCUGAUACAGUUUCUCAUGAUUGCAUUGUGAACAAACCUCAACAGCCGUCAUUGGAAACAUUAGAGUCUAGGUCUAAGAGUGUGAGUGAAUUUGUGCAAAACAUUAAGAAGAAUAUAGAAAAAUGUAGUGACCCAGAAAAACUAAAGGGGCUACAACAUAUGUUGGAAGAAGCACGCUAUGCUCAAAAGCAAGUCAAAUUAUUGACAGAUGACUUAAAAACUCUCUAUGGUAAAUUUAAUGAGAAGAAACUUUACAAUGAUUAUAAAACUAAAGGUAUUCAAGAAUUGGACAACUCAAUCGCGGUCAGUGAUCUUUUAAAGUACGAGAACAAGUAUUUUGUUUUUAAUAUGUUAUUAAAAAUUAAUAGAAAAGUUAGAGAUGAUCUUUACAAAUUUAAACAUUUCUAUGAAAUUGCAAAUAGUUUCUUAUCGUUAUCUUCUAGAAAAACAUUGAAUAAAUUCGAAAAGCUGAUUUCUCAUAAGAUAUCGAGUGAAUGGAAACCAGGUUUAUCUUCACAGACAUCCUUACCAGAAAGUGUAAAGCCAGAACAUACAUUUGAUACAUCUGGUGACGAAGGAAUUGCAGUUGAAUCUAUUCUUGCGAUGUUCAAUGAUUGUUUAUCUAAUAUCUCAACGACAAUGAGUCAUGAAAUUCAUAAAAAUCAUUUUGUCCAAUUUGUCAUACCUCAAAUUCAAGUUACAUGUGAACGUCAAGCGCAAUCAGCAAUUAUUAUUACAUCUCCUAAUAUUAUGAUGAAAUUUUUAUCCUUUGAGGAGAAGGAGAAUGAUAACAUGUAUGCAGAAGAUAUCUUUUUGAAGAGGUCAGGUAUUUUAUUGAGUAAAGCAAACGUGUUCUUAUUUAAUAAGAAGGAUUAUGCAAAUAAAUAUGGAUUAUACUUCGACACUAAUUCCUAUGGGCAAGAAAAGAACAGUGAAUGGUCACCUUGGUUAGGUAUUGAGCAUAGUUUUGAGAGUAGUAGUCUGGACCAAGAGAGUUUAGUGAAAAAUUUCUAUGCAAUGUACAAAUCACAGAAUGUUCUACCUUUCUCAAAUGUCUAUGAUAUGAUAAAGAGUAGCUUUGAAGAUAGAACUACUGUAUUAUUGCCCAAGAUUAAUAUAUCGUUAACUUCUAAGACUUUUACGAUGCUAACUGGUAUAAUAAAAAGAUUGGUAUUGUUUGACGCUGUUGAAGAGAGUGCACUGAAAAGAAAGAUUGAAAAGGUGGCUCUUGGUUAUGAUAUUGAUAAUAUUCCAGGUCUAUACAAUUUGUUAUCAAGUUUAUGCAGAAAUCAACAAAAACUAAAGAUGAUUGAUAAGGAAUUAAGAUUUAGGAGAGAAAUCUUAGAUGAUGCUGGUCAGGCUGAUUUAUCGAAUAUUUAUAGUGAAAGGAUGAAUCAUUUAUUAAAACUUUACAUGUUAAUGAAAGUGUUGGAAUCUAAUAAUACAUGGAAAGUAUCAGAUAAUACAAGACGGAAAACGUUUGAUGUUAAGGUGAACGAGAUUAUUGUUCAUUUAUUAAAUGAUAAUAAGACCCCAUUUUUAGACGUUGCCAUUGCCAAAUUUUCUUAUAAUAAAAGUACAUUACCAUCAGGUUUCAAUAAUAAUAGAGUAAGAGUUGAUAUGUUCCAGAUCUUUAAUUUAGAAGAUGUUCGUUAUCAUAAUAUGGUUGGUCCUUAUAUUCCACCUACAGAAACUUGCAAAGUUCUGGGCACAACUGUUAAGAAUUGUAAUAGCAAAAAUAUUCAAGAGUAUAAUGAUCGUACUUCCUUGAUAGAUAUUGUUUGGGAAAUGGAUAAACCUGUUGGUGGUAUCAAGAUUGUUAAUAAUGUUGAAACACAUUUACAAGGUAUAUGUGUGAAGAUAGAAGAUAAGACCAUUGAUAAGAUUAUUAUAUGGUUAAGUGAUUCAUCAUCCAUGACAAAUGUGGGAAAAGAUGAUGAUAUUACAAACGGUGAUCAUAAAUUUAAUGCAGGAGAAGCAGAUGAUGGUAAUUACGAUAACGACGAAAGUAUUAGCGAUUUAAUUAAUCCUGAUGAAACUGCAGAUGCUUUGAGAGAACAAUUUGCUUUAUUAACAAAGAAAAAUGUUGAUCUGAAUGAAAUGAUUAAGAGGUCUUCCGAUUAUAUUAUUGUAGAUGAUCUAUUAUUAAACAGCUUCAAGUUAUGUGUUAGUUAUAAAGGUAAAGGUAAGAGAAGAUUAAUUGAUGUAUCUGAUUUCCUUUUUACAUUCCCUAAAUUGGUAGUCAAGAACCAAAUAUUACAACUAAUUGAUUUCUUACGUGUGAUUAAACGCGUCUUAGUUCGUGUCUUAUUAAAUCAUAGUAUAAAAUUCCUAAGUACCAAGUUGAAGAAGAGACGUAGUACGGAUCUCAAGCUAGAGCCAGGUAAGAAAUUAAAACCGUUAACAGAGUACAAAGAGUAUGUAGCAGUGCAUGACCUACAAAAGCAAUGA